CAAUCGCGCGAGGGAAUGGGGAGAAAGGGUGACGGCUCCGCCCUCUCGGCAGCAUAACAGAGCCCGGAGGAGUGCCCUGCCGAAGCCUCUUCUCGGGCUCUGCUGCCGUGCUCUUCUCCCGGGCCUAGCCAGCUUUCUGCUUCGGGGCGCCGAGGAGAAUGGCCCCGGCCAAACGAGGCAGGCGCAAGGCGUCGCCGACCUCCCAUUGCUUCGGCUAUGGCGGGGGGAACCACAUCGGCGGCGUGACUGCUCCUCCCCCGUCUCCGCCCCCUCCGGAAGAGGAGCAGAAGGGCCCGAGCGAGGAAGGGGAGUGCGAGCACAGCCCCCGCCGGCAAGGAGCCCCUGAGAAGGAUCCGAUCGGCGUCGCCUUCUUCCGCGGGCUGCUACGAUCGCUGGAGGGGCAGCAGCUUCCUGGAGGGGCCCCCGCGAUGAGGAAGGGAGGUGGCGGCUGCGGCAGGAGGGGGGCCAGAAGCGACCCCCAGAAGCAGGAAAAGGGGGACCGCUUAACCGAAAAGAUCUGCCAGUGGCGAGACGGGCUGCGCGCUACUCUGAAAGAAACAGCAAUCUUUGCAAGAGCAGAUAGCAAGAUAUGGCUAACUCUUAUAAUGGCUGCUGUUGCUGGAAUUCUUCAUUGGUACCAUAUAACAACUCUCUUUGAAAAUGACCGUCACUUUUCUCAUCUUUCAGCCCUAGAAAGGGAAAUGGCUUUUCGGAGUGAAAUGGGUCUUUAUUAUUCCUAUUACAAGACCAUCACUGAGGCACCAUCUUUUUGGAAUGGGCUAUGGAUGAUUAUGAAUGACAGGCUAACUGAAUAUCCUCUUGUGAUCAAUACUCUGAAAAGGUUUAAUCUCUAUCCAGAGGUUGUGCUAGCCAGUUGGUACCGCAUAUACACAGGAAUAAUGGAUGUUAUUGGUAUUCAGUCCAAGACAUGUUGGACAGUGAACAGAGGAGAAGGUCUGAGUCCCAUUGAAAGCUGUGAAGGAUUGGGAGAUCCUGCAUAUUUUUACGUGGCAAUGAUAUUUCUUCUGAACGGGUUAAUGGUAUCAGUGUUCUUUCUGUAUGGUACAUACCUAAGUGGGAGCAGAUUUGGAGGGUUACUUACAGUAGCAUGCUACUUUUUUAACCACGGAGAGAGUACUCGCGUGAUGUGGACUCCUCCUCUUCGUGAAAGUUUCUCAUAUCCAUUCCUUGUGGUUCAGAUGCUAUUACUAACCUACAUUCUCAGGACUCAGAAUGUUAAUAGAAGAAGCCUGAUUGCACUAUCUGUUUCUAAUGUUUUUUUCAUGCUUCCGUGGCAGUUUGCUCAGUUUGUUCUUCUAACACAGGUGGCAUCAAUUUUUGGUAUAUAUGUUGUAGGUUUCAUUGAUUCAUAUAAGCUACAGAAGAUACUUUAUGCACACAUGGCAUCACUUGCAAUAUGUUUUGUCCUGAUGUUUGGAAACUCUAUGUUGCUGACAUCCUAUUAUGCUGCCUUUUUGGUAGUUAUUUGGGGUGUUCUUGAGGUGGGUCCUAAAUAUCUGAAAACAUACACAAAUGGCUUUCCUUUAUUGGCCAUUGAAGGACUUUCUUGUUUCCUUGGGACAAUUAUUUUGAAGUCUUUGUUGUGUCUAAUAUUUGGAAUAUCAGAUGAUGCUCAUAUAAGCAACCUAUUAAAGGCAAAGCUUAUUGGUUAUAGAGAUUUUGAUACGUCCAUAUACACCUGUGCUGUGGAAUUUGAUUUCAUGGAGAAAGAGACUCCAGGAAAGUAUAUGAAGACAUUACUGCUUCCAGUAGUUCUUAUCGUAUUUGUAGUAAUUGCCGUGAAGGUUUUUCAAUAUAUUGUGUACUCCAAAAAAUUCAUUGAAAGACAGGAAAAUCCUUUUAAUCAUGGAGAGAUAGUAUAUCAUGCACUGCAGCUUAUUUUCUUUGCGAUUCUUGCUAUUUUAAUUAUGCGAUUAAAGUUGUUUCUAACACCUCAUAUGUGCAUUAUGACGUCCUUGAUAUGUUCAAAGCAGCUGUUUGGAUGGGUCUUUAGCAAAGUCCAGCCUGGAACACUUGUCCUUGCCAUUUUAGCAAUGAUGGCAUUUGAAGGAAUAGCAAACCUUGAAAAAGAACGGAAUAUUGUUGGAGAAUUCAGCAACUUUCCACAAGAAGAACUGUUGUUGUGGAUAAAAGCAAACACAAAACAAGAUGCUGCUUUUGCAGGUGCAAUGCCUACAAUGGCAAGUGUAAAAUUAUCUGCACUUCGACCUGUCGUAAAUCAUCCACAUUAUGAAGACGCGGGUUUGCGGGCAAGAACAAAAAUAGUUUAUUCUAUGUACAGUCGAAAGCCAGCAAAUGAAGUUAAAAGAGAAUUGCUAAAGUUGGGAGUAAAUUAUUACAUCUUGGAAGAAUACUGGUGCUUGAAGAGAACUAAGCCUGGCUGCAGCAUUCCAGAAAUUUGGGAUAUAGAAGACAUUAACAACGUUGGAAAAAUCCCCUUAUGCAGCAUCAUAAGCAAAGAUUCCAGGCCAUAUUUCAGAACAGUGUUCAACAAUGAAUUAUUCAAAAUAUUAGAAGUUACCAAGGAAUGACAGUAUUUGUUUAUAAACUGGGAAUUGUUUAAAGCUCUGUGAACUUCUUGUUCAUAUAUUAAAAAUUAAAUAUUUUUAUUGUUUAACUGUUUAAUAGUUUUAUAUUGUUCUAAAUGUUUUGUAAACCGCCUUGGGAUUCUUUUAAUGAAAGGCAGUAUAAAAAAUAUAACAAUAAAUUAAUUACAAUUAAUGACCA
Molecule: messenger RNA, 2748 nt
Organism: Hemicordylus capensis (graceful crag lizard)
Lineage: Eukaryota; Metazoa; Chordata; Lepidosauria; Squamata; Cordylidae
Gene: DPY19L1
Product: dpy-19 like C-mannosyltransferase 1
Exons: 23
Coding region: 159-2552 (797 amino acids)
Cellular component (GO): nuclear inner membrane
Molecular function (GO): mannosyltransferase activity
Source: RefSeq, a predicted model, not a curated record